Molecule: messenger RNA, 2903 nt
Organism: Silurus meridionalis
Lineage: Eukaryota; Metazoa; Chordata; Actinopteri; Siluriformes; Siluridae
Gene: pms1
Product: PMS1 homolog 1, mismatch repair system component
Exons: 13
Coding region: 127-2790 (887 amino acids)
Biological process (GO): mismatch repair
Cellular component (GO): MutLalpha complex
Molecular function (GO): ATP-dependent DNA damage sensor activity; ATP hydrolysis activity; ATP binding
Source: RefSeq, a predicted model, not a curated record
AAAAAGGCGUCUUUUUUGAACGAUUUCACUUCCGCAUUGGAGAAGUAGGUGCCGUUAUGGUGUGUUGGGGAAAAAAAAAAAAGUAAUCAAGGAUUUAAUAUACUGAGGAAUUUUUAUGAAUAAGGGAUGAAGGCUCUUCCUCCAGACACCGUGCGACUGCUGUCCAGCUCUCAGGUCAUCACAUCUGUUGUUAACGUCGUGAAGGAGCUGAUUGAGAACUCGCUGGAUGCUGGAUCCUCAAACCUGGAAAUCAAACUGGAGAAUUAUGGGAUGGAUCGUAUCGAGGUGCGAGACAACGGCUCUGGGAUCAAAGCUGCUGAUGCUCCUGUGAUGGCGGUGAAACACUACACUUCUAAAAUCUCCUGCCAUGAAGAUCUACAGCAUCUCCAGACCUACGGCUUCAGAGGAGAAGCUCUCGGGUCCCUCUGCACCGUUUCCGAGGUCAUUAUCACCACUAAAACAGUUGAGGAUGAGGUCAGCACUCAGUACACACUGGACUUAAAGGGGGGUGUGGUCUCACAGCGGCCCUCACACCUCGGCCAGGGUACCACUGUUUGUGCCCUGAAACUGUUUAAGAACCUCCCGGUGCGGAGACAGUAUUACUCCAACAGCAAGAAGUGCAAAGACGAGCUGAAGAAGGUGCAGGAUCUGCUCAUGGCUUAUGGCAUCAUCAAGCCUGAGCUGAGGAUCGUGUUCACGCAUAAUAAGGUUGUGGUGUGGCAGAAGUCCAAGGUAUCGGAUCACGCCUCGGCUCUCAUGGCCGUGCUCGGAUCCUCCGUCGCCGCCAACCUGUUACCGGUUCGACAUCGCCACGAGCAAGCAGAGAUUAGCAUCGAAGGAUACUUUCCGAAGCCAAACUCCGAUCUCAACAUGAUGAGUUCCAGUACCUCAGACAAGAUGUUUAUUUAUGUGAACAACCGUCCUGUGAAUCACAAAGACAUCCUAAAGCUUGUAAAGCAAUACUAUGCUAAUUCAGCUCAUUCGAAUAACGAAUCGGCUGGUCGCCGCUUUCCAAUCAUGAUGUUGAACAUCACCGUCCCUGGCUCGAGCGUGGAUGUUAAUCUGACCCCAGACAAAUUGCAAGUGAUGCUCGAGAACAAGGAUGCUGUGCUUUUAGCCGUGGAGUCUGUUCUGAUCUCAUUAUAUGGCUCUUAUUCUGUUGGGAAUGAAAGCCAUGAAUCGGCAGAACAGUCUCAUUCUGUGGUGGAACUUACUAAAGAACCUGAGAAAGUGCAGGAAAAAGAAGCACCACAGUCUAGCGUGGUUUCUACACCAUUGGUGCUUGGCAACGCCACUCCAAUCAAAAAGGACAGUGAGACAUCACCCGGUACUGCUAACACAAGCUCGUCUUCAUCAUCAGAAGAUUGGAUAAUCAACACAAGUUUAAGCGAUUCAUCGUUUUCCGAGAACGUAGGGUUGAAUUCUACAAUCCCUCCUGAGGACAAACAAGAGAGCUGUACCGAGGAGAUCUCGGCAGAGAGUUGGACCAUGGGUAAGGCUUUCACAGAUCCCACCACUGGAGACCGUCUAGAGCCUGUGAAGCUCCAUCAGCCAGGAGCUCAAAAUGACGUUGACCUCGAUCCCGAAGUCGGAACGAAAAGUAGCAACCCGUGCAAGAGAGCCACAAAUGUUAUAGUGGCGAAAACGGCCAAAUUAACGGCCUACGACCUGAUCAGCAGCCGCUCUGUGCGUCAGCCACUUUCCGCCUUUGCUCUGUUUGAGCAGGACACCAGAUCAUCCGUCCUGCUGGAGAAGCCACGAGCCAGUCUGCAGGAUGUCACUGCUGCUGUAAAAGAGAGAUGGGAAAGCCUCGGGGAGGAAGAAAGAAAGAAGUAUGAAGAAAAAGCCCAGAAGUCCCUGGAGUCCUACAAUGAGCAGAAGAAGCAUGCCUCCUCUGGUGUCACUUUUGACCGUCAGCAUCAGAAAGCCGAUUCUCUUUUUAACAAACCCCAGGGUGUGAAACGUAAAGCCCCCGAGUCCGAUCAGCAGACCCUGGACAAACUCUUCACCUCUCAGCCCGAGAGAAAGAAGAAACCUACCGAUGGGUCCAAGUGUCUCCAGUUCAGCAUGGACACGCUGAGACAAGCUCUUCAGCCCGAGCGUCGAAUUGGGCCAAGCGAGCAGAACCUCCGGCUUGUAAACCGCUUGCCUUCUCACUGCGCCUGGGUUGUUUCAUGUGGCAGAAAGCUCAUGUUGUUAAAUCCGUUCAGGGUGGAGGAAGCCCUGCUGUUUAAGAGACUUCUGGAGAAUAAUAUACUUCCAGCAGCGAACCUGCAGACUCCGAUACGGCUCACACAUGGUGUUCUUGGUGGUCCUGAAUACAUGGAUGUUCUCAUGAAUAUGGAGAAAGGCAGUCCAUCCUUCACUGGGGAAGUUCUCUUUACUGAUGUCAGACUGGUGGCCAAUGGAUUUCAGAUCAGACUUACUCCAGGUUCCUCGUCCACCGAGACGGGUGUGGAAGUGACGGCGAUGGCCGACUGCAUGCCUUUCUACGGCAUUGCUGACCUGAGGGAGAUCCUGACGGCCGUGAAGGACAGGAACGCCCAGACGCUUCAGCAGUGCAGACCUCUCAAAGUCUCCAACUACCUCGAGGGGGAAGCUGUGAGGAUGACCAGACAGUUGCCCCUGAACAUGUCCAGAGACGACGUCACGAACAUCAUGUCUCGAAUGACUGAAGAGUUUGAAGGGAAGCGGGACGUCUGCCUUCAUGGGCGGCCAUUUUUUCACGACCUCACUGAAGUUCCUGAAACAGACCAGGAUGCUCUUGACAUCUUGUUUAGCACUUGCUGAGUAGUUCAGGACUUUUCCAGUGUAACGUUCUUCUGAAAGUGUUCAGUGUACACCGAUCAUUAAAUAAUAAAAGUGUAAAAGUAUAAGAGAAUAAUAAAUAUUUUCACUGAUAA